AUGGAGAAAAUCGGUCAUGCCUGCAACUAUCACCAGAUAGAGAAGAAUCCCAGGUAUAAUUUUCCAAUGUUUUGCCUACCUUUUUUCAUUUUGCUUUGUUUCUAUCUAUCUGCAAACAGACCCAAUCUGAAUGGCUUAUUUGGAAGGCAGUCAGGAACAACUGCUGGAUACUCUUACUCUGCUGCUAACAAGAACAGGGCCGUCACGUGGGAGGAGAAGACUUUGUAUGAUUACUUGCUCAACCCCAAGAAGUACAUCCCUGGAACGAAGAUGGUUUUCCCUGGAUUGAAGAAGCCACAGGAGCGUGCUGAUCUCAUUGCAUACUUGAAGCAGUCCACUGCAUCUUAAGCAUUUUACAAUUCCAGCCUCCCCAUUUUGCAGUUUGUUGGAGAUAAUUUUUUUUCCCAAUAAAGUAAACCAUAGUCAAUGAUCCUUUGAAGAGUUGCCAUAAUUGGCAAACUAAACAUUCGAUUCAUUUAGCUUACUGUGCCUCUAUUUUGCGAAUAUUUGGUGGAUUACCAAUAAACAGUUUGUUAAUGAUAGUUUUCAGUUUUGAUAUUG
Molecule: messenger RNA, 561 nt
Organism: Populus euphratica (Euphrates poplar)
Lineage: Eukaryota; Viridiplantae; Streptophyta; Magnoliopsida; Malpighiales; Salicaceae
Product: cytochrome c-like
Exons: 3
Coding region: 1-348 (115 amino acids)
Molecular function (GO): electron transfer activity; heme binding
Source: RefSeq, a predicted model, not a curated record